AUGAGCACUGUAAAAUCUUUAAGAACGGGUGUCUUAGUUGUUGGCGCUGGUCCGGUAGGUGUAACUUUACAGCUACUUCUGGCUAGGAUGAGGAUUCCGUGUAUGCUGGUAGAGAAGAAUAUAGCACCUAGAAGUCAUCCUCGCGCUCACUAUCUGAGUAAUAGGUCAAUGGAAGUUUGGCGCCAACUCGGUCAUUUAGAUAAAGCCCUGGAAUGUAUUGUGGAACCUUUGGAGUACUGGAGAUAUUUCAAAUAUUGUAGACAUAUAAUAGACCCAGAAAGGAACCUUUAUGGAGUUCAAGAUCAUUUUGCAGGUCAUCAUAGAUAUAAUGACACAUAUUUUGAUGAACUGAGCCCGAGUAGAAUAUCCAAUCUACCUCAACAUAAACUCCUAUUCAUUCUAAAGUCAGUAGCUUUGGAAAGAUCGCAAGUAUUUAACGACAGAGAAGCUUGUUUAUCAUGGCUAAAAAAGGAAUACAAGUCUGUGAUGCUUGAAAGUACAAUUGAUCAGGAUAAAGUUCACAGGUUGUCGAAUUUAGACCGUCCUUUCCACUUACCAACUCUUGGUGAUACGUUUGAACGUGAUAUUAUAAAUGUUCCCCUCGUUGAUGGUGGAUUGAAAUUUGAAAGGUUUAUAAGUGAAGACAUGCAAAAGAGAGUUUUAUCCGAGGUAACGAACAUGAGAGACGGUACAACAUUACACAUUGAAAGUGCUUUUGUUGUUGGAACAGAUGGGAUACAUAGUAGAGUCCGCAAGGAGUUGUUUGAAUUUACAGACACACAAGAUGAUAAUGUUAAGGAUACCCUCAAUUUAAGAGAGGUGAUGAGUGUUCACUUCCAGUCUAAGCAGCUGGGUGAUUAUGUAUCUUCCAACCCUGCUAUGAUGUAUUUUAUAUUUUCGAGGUGUAUAUGUGUUUUGGUAUGUCAAGGAGGUGAGCCUCCAGAGUUUGUUGUUCAAAUACCCUUCUUUCCUGCUAUUGAAUCCGAAAAGUCUUUUGAUGAAGCAUCAUGUAGAGCCCUUAUUAAUGAGGCCGUUGGUACCGAGUUAACUGAUUUGAAGAUAUUUAAAAUUAAAAAGUGGACGGUCUCCACAGAUGUUGCCAAAUCUUACAUUGACAAAGAGUCUUGUAGGGUUAUUCUUGCAGGCGAUUCUGCACACAUUGUAGCGCCUGCAGGUGGUCUUGGCAUGAAUAUGGGAAUCGCAGAUACAUAUAGUCUUGCAUGGCGCUUGGGAAGAAUAUUUUACAAUCGAUUAUUGCACCAAGGAGCAAAUACAGAAAGUACAACUCUGUCCAACUUGAUUGGAUCAGGGCUUAGUAACGAAGAAAAAAAACUGAUUCGGGAUUAUUCAACAGAGCGGCGUGCGGUUGCAGAGUACACAAGAGAUGUCUGCUUGAAAGAGGUUGAGAAUGGAUCUAAAUUUGCAAAGUACCUGGGAUAUAAUCAUUCUCUCAUGCAGAACGGUUUAGACUUUUUAUCGCGUUUUAUACCAUCAACCCUUGGAAAGUUACCCCCGUUAUUUGAUGCUGUUAAAAUAAUUAUGAAACAUGUUUAUAACACCCCUAGAAGCAUGGAGACAAUAAGAAAAACUUCAGAGCACCUAUUUUCCAAGUGUGAUGGAUCACUGGGACUAUCCUUUCCCGGAUCGGACCUGGCUUAUGCAUAUACAUAUACUAAAGAUGGAGAACACGUUCUAAAGGUCUCUGAUACACAUCGUAGCUAUAUUCCACAAUCUGUAAUCGGGAGGCGUGUACCUCAUACAUUUGUUUAUUCUAAACUUGGCUCUGAUAAUGAAGGAGGUGAUUCAACGGUAUAUAAAAUUUCGACCGUUGACUUGCCUUCAUUUAUACAGCCUCCUAUAUAUUACUGCUUCCUUGUCUUUUCCAGAGACAUCGCAUCUAAACUUUUGGAUUCUCUUAAAGGGGAUAAAGGACUAUUUUAUAUUUGUUUAUGGGACUCUAGACAGACUCUAGGGUUGGAAUCCCCGGUUACCAUAAAGGACCAGUUUUUAUCAAUGAGUAACUCUGAAAUAAAUGCAAUAGGGUGCGAUAAAUUGUAUCAAAACCUUAAGCAAUAUGCAACUCCAAGAUUGGAUCAUAACUUUAUAUUUUUGAAACUAGAUGGUUCCACAGAUUUCCAACACUUCUAUGGAGCCCUUGAAACACACGGAUUUACUCCCAUAAAGACAGUGAUAAGCAGCAGGCUAUCUUUGGAGAGAUUCUCUAAAAGCCUUUUUGGGAAAAAUGUAGACAUGAAUAACACUGUAAUACUUAUCAGACCAGACGGACAUAUCGCAGAUUACAGGACCGGAGAAGAUGUAGACUACACAGAAAUGCAUAACUCACUAAACACGUGA
Molecule: messenger RNA, 2355 nt
Organism: Theileria equi strain WA
Lineage: Eukaryota; Apicomplexa; Aconoidasida; Piroplasmida; Theileriidae
Exons: 9
Coding region: 1-2355 (784 amino acids)
Molecular function (GO): FAD binding
Source: RefSeq, a predicted model, not a curated record